This is a messenger RNA of Daucus carota subsp. sativus, 1912 nucleotides long. RefSeq names its product xyloglucan-specific galacturonosyltransferase 1. The record is from RefSeq and is a predicted model, not a curated record. NCBI's taxonomy places the organism in Eukaryota, Viridiplantae, Streptophyta, Magnoliopsida, Apiales, Apiaceae. Gene Ontology annotation, molecular function: glycosyltransferase activity. Bases 80 to 1801 code for a protein of 573 amino acids. The transcript has a single exon.
GAUACUCCUCAUCUUCUGCAAAUCUCCCUAAAAACCAGAGCAGAAGCUAGAAGGAAUUGAGUUUCACUUGCCAACAAAAAUGGCCCUUUCACUGUCUAAGAAAAGAUCUAAGCUUUCGAAAAGAGCUGCAAAAGAACAUGGUUUCUUUCAUUUCAUCUUUUCAAAACUACUCUAUCGUCUCCCAUUGACACUACUUCUCUUGAUUGUUGUGUUCCUAUGGUCUUCUACCACCACCAUAAUCUCUGGUCACAUUGUCCAUGUUUGUGUCUCGUCGAGAAAGCUCAACAAUCUGUAUUGCCUUUCUGCUGGUGCUCAGCCCAAUUUUGACAUCCCUAUUCCCCUCAUUAAUGCCAGCUCAGUUGAUGAUCAUAACCUCGAAGUUAGCAUACGAGAGGCUGCUCCUAGUGUUGAUGUCAAGAACAACAUAACCCUUGUUCCUCAGGAUAUUGCAAGGUAUGUUCAAGAGAGCCACAUUGAUGAUCAUAAACUUGAGGUGCAAGAGGACGACAGAGGCCUUAUUGUUGACAACGUUGUUGACAACGAUAAGCUCUCAGAGAUUGAGUCUGCUGUGAAGGUGGUAGAAGAGCAUCUGCAAGUUCAUCGGUCAUGGAGAUCGAAUUCAAGAAGCCUCACAACAUGUGAUGGCAGGGGGGUUUAUGUGUAUGAUCUGCCACCAAAAUUUAACAAGGAUUUGGUAGCUCAGUGUAGUGAUAUGUCUCCUUGGUUGGAUUUUUGUGAUUUUUUCAAAAAUGAGGCACUAGGAGAGCCAAUACCAAAGCUCGGAAAAGGCUGGUACAAUACUCAUCAGUAUUCUCUGGAACCAAUUUUCCAUUCCAGAGUACUGAAGCAUCCUUGCAGAGUUUACAAUCAGAAUGAAGCUAAGCUGUUCUAUGUUCCGUUUUAUGGUGGCUUAGACAUCUUGAGAUGGCAUUUCAAGAACGCGUCUCCUGAUGUGAAGGACACUUUGGCUUUGGAGCUUGUGGAAUGGCUGAAGUUGCAGAAACCAUGGGCUCUAAACUCUGGCAAAGAUCAUGUCUUUGUUUUAGGUAAAGUUUCAUGGGAUUUUCGGAGAAGGGAUGAUUCUCCUUGGGGAAGUACAUUUUUAAAUCUUGAAGAAAUGCAAAAUCCGGUGAAGCUGUUAAUUGAAAGGCAACCUUGGCAUGUCAAUGACAUUGGAAUCCCACAUCCUACUUACUUCCAUCCUCACUCCGACGAAGAUAUCAUCUCAUGGCAAUUCAAGAUCAUACAGUCAAGCCGAAACAACCUCAUCAGCUUUGCAGGAGGUGCAAGGCCGGAUUCUCCAGACAGCAUAAGAUCAGUGCUGAUCAACCAAUGCACUUCAGCAGAUACUGGAAAAUGCAAGUAUCAGAAUUGUAGCUCAGGAGGCUGUGAUCAACCUGAAUCCAUCAUUGAACUAUUUUUGGCAUCCGAAUUCUGUUUACAACCUCCUGGUGACAGUCCAACUAGAAAAUCUGUAUUCGAUUCUCUAAUAUCAGGCUGCAUUCCUGUGUUUUUUGAUCCUUUCACAGCCUACUAUCAAUACUCAUGGCAUUUGCCUGAGGAUCACGGAAGGUACUCAUUGUUCAUAGAUCAAGAAGAGGUGAGGAAGUCGAAGGUGAACGUAGUAGAGUGGCUAAUGAAGAUACCUAAGAAGGCCAGAGACGAUAUGAGGCGGUAUAUCGUGUAUGAAUUGUUGCCUGGAUUGGUGUAUGGAGAUUCAAGUUCAGAGUUCGAACAGUUCCAGGAUGCCUUCUCUAUAACAAUGAAUAAUCUUCUUGAAAAGGCGACGAGAUCAGAGUAAAAUGUACACAGAAAGGGUGUUAAAUAGUUCAAAACUGCAGAUAUUUUACAUGCAUUGCUAGAUAAUUUGAUAAUUAUUCAUUAUUUCAGAAACCGUAUUACAGAAAUCGAA